Agelaius phoeniceus (red-winged blackbird) is the source of this 2252-nucleotide messenger RNA. The record is from RefSeq and is a predicted model, not a curated record. Lineage: Eukaryota; Metazoa; Chordata; Aves; Passeriformes; Icteridae.
AUGGCCCGGCUCUCGGUCAAGGAGCACCUGGACGGGAUCCUCUCCGACUUCGAAGCGCUCAAGAAGUCGUUUGAGGCAGAAGAUGGGGACGAGGCUCCCGGCUCCUUGCUGUCCUCAGGCGAGAGCCACCAGCCACUGCAGCCCGGCCACCCGCCCCGCCUGGGCAGCGGCCCCAGCCCCAGCCCCGUGCCCAGCCCCGUGCUGCGGACCCGGCUCGGCACCGGCCUGGCCACCGGCCGAGCCAACGGCACCGGCGGCCCCGGCAUCGCCCGCGCCGCCUCCUUCCAGAGCCGCCAGGCCUCGGCCACGGGGCCGGGCAGUGACGGAGAGAGCCAGCGCAGCUCCUCCUCCAGCCUGGAGAGCCCCGCGCCCACCGGGCCCCCCCAGCCCCCGGGCAGCCCCCCGGCCAACAGCCCCGGCUUGAAGAAGGUCCCGUCCCACGGCAGCGUCUUCCCGGUGGAGCUGGAUCAUCCCCUCCGCGGGGCCGCCGCCAGCCACGGCUCCCUGCCGGCGCUGGACCUGCACAUCGCCGAGGAGCCGGGCCUGGGGACCCAGCCCUGGGGCAGCCAGAGCUCUGCAGCCCAGCCUCGCACCCAGCAGCCUUCCUCCUCAUCCUCCUCCUCCUCCGCCCUGCCCCCGUACGAUGGCACAGAGACAGCCCCGGGGCUGCCCGGGUGGGACGCGGCUCCCCGUGCAGUGUCCCGGCCCCAGCCGAGGGUCACCCUGAGCGCCAGCCGGGCCCCUGCUCAGCCCUGGGCACCGGGGGAGGCAGCUCCGGCUGAGGGGAGGGCAGGGGGGCUGCCACCACUGCCAGCCCCCCAGGCCGCCACCUUCAGGCUGGUGUCGCAGCCGCAGACGGUGCAAGUGAGCUCCCAGCCCGCCUUCCUGGGGGGGCUGGUGCUGCUGCCAGCCCUGGGCCCCCUCCCCAGCACCGGGCAGGUGGCACCGCGGGGACCCUGCGUGAUGGCAGCGGCUCCCGGCGAGCCUGCGGACGGCAGCGGGGCAGCGGUGACGCCGGAGCACGGGAGCAGCCUGGAGCCCGAGGAGCGCAGCAUGGAGCCGCCGGCCGUGCCGGAGGAGGAGGAGGAGGACGAGGAGGAGGGGGCGCUCUUUGGAUACGUGGGAAUCGAAGCUGUGCUCGACCAGAUGAAAAUCAAAACCAUGAAGACAGGGUUUGAGUUCAACAUCAUGGUUGUGGGGCAGAGCGGGCUGGGGAAGUCCACGAUGGUGAACACCCUCUUCAAGUCCAAGGUGAGCCGCAAAUCCUCGCAGCCCGGCCAGGAGGAACGUAUUCCCAAAACAGUGCAGCUCCAGUCCAUCACCCACAUCAUCCAGGAGAAGGGGGUGAAGAUGAAGCUGACGGUGACCGACACACCAGGCUUUGGGGACCAGAUCAACAAUGACAACUGCUGGGACCCCAUCAUCAAAUACAUCAACGAGCAGUACGAGAGGUACCUGCGGGAGGAGAUCCUCAUCACCCGCAAGAGGAAGAUCCCGGACACCCGUGUCCAUGGAUGUGUCUACUUUGUGCCCCCCACAGGUCACUGGCUGCGCCCGCUGGACCUGGAGUUCAUGCGGCGGCUCAGCAAGAUCGUCAACGUGGUGCCGGUGAUCGCCAAAGCUGACACGCUCACCCUGGAGGAACGGGCAGAAUUCAAGCAGAGGAUCCAGGAGGACCUGAAGACCCACGCCAUCAGCGUGUACCCGCAGGAGGACUUCGACCAGGACCCUGAAGACAGGGCACUGAACAACAGGAUUCGUGAGAAGAUUCCCUUCGCCGUGGUGGGGGCGGACCAGGAGCACCAGGUGAACGGCAAGCGGGUGCUGGGCCGCAAGACCAAGUGGGGCAUCAUUGAAGUGGAGAACCCGGCCCACUGCGAGUUCCCCCUCCUGCAGGACCUGCUGAUCCGGUCACACCUGCAGGAUCUGAAGGACAUCACCCACAACGUCCACUACGAGAGUUACCGCGUGCGGCGGCUGAAUGAGAGCAACCGGCCGGGGCUGAGCCCCCUCAAUGGGCUGCCCGCCAAGGGCGAGGCCAGCAGCCACCUCUGAGCCACCCUGUGCCCCCAGAGCACCACUGGACCCCAUGGCAGCGCCCACCCCUGCCCACCAUGGCUGUGCCAGGAACCUGCCUGGGGUGAAGAGCCCCCCCAGGAGUGCCCAGCUGCCCUGACAUGGGUCCCUCAUCCCCAAGCUCUGCCAUGGGCACAGACCCCCAGACCCUGUGUGACAUUAAAGGUUAAUCCAGA